CACCACGUGCCCCAAGCGCGAGACUGUACCGCAGGAGGAAUGGAGAUAAUUUUGUGAACCUCGGACCUAAUCAGAAUUAGAUGUGAAGGUGUUUGUUUCCCGGUUAUAUUUUUUAACCCCCUCUCCCCCGGUUGCUUGUGACGGCGACGGGAUUCAGACGGGUGACGCAAUCGGUUUGGCCCGCAAUCAUAGGAACGCACGCGAGCUCGUUACCGCAAGCAUCGAUCAGGAUGGCGGGCUGUCAGAAAAUCUGCGGCGCUCAACUGCACGAGCUGCUCGAGUCCAAACACAACGUGCUGUUCGACUGCGACGGUGUGAUCUGGAACGGAGAGACGGCGAUGGCGGGCGCUCCCGAGGUGGUGCGCGCGCUGAAGCAGCGCGGAAAGCGUGUGUUCUUCGUCACCAACAACUGCACCAGGCCCAGGCAGAGCUACGUGCAGAAGUUCGCGCGGCUCGGGUUCGCCGAUGUGGACGAGAACGAGAUCUUUAGCUCGGCGUACUGUUCGGCUGCGUACCUGCGCGACGUCGUCUCCUUCACCGGAAAGGUGUUUGCCAUCGGAUGCCCUGGCGUGCACACCGAGCUGCGGGAUGCCGGGAUCACCGUGAUUGAGGAUGAAGAAGACGCACCGGACGUCAACAUCUCUAACUGCGCACUGGACCCAGACGUGCGCGCAGUGCUUGUGGGCUACGACGAGAAAUUCAGCUUCAUGAAGCUGGCCAAAGCCUGCUGUUACCUGCAAGACUCUGAGUGUUUGUUUUUGGCCACUGACCCUGACCCUUGGCAUCCUCUGCGUGGAGGAAGAAUCACACCAGGUUCUGGGAGUCUCACUGCGGCUUUGGAAACCGCCAGCAGCAGAAAGGCCACGGUGAUCGGCAAACCGAGCCGUUUCAUGUUCGAGUGCAUCGCGAGUCAGUUUGAUUUAGACCCAGAGAGCUCUUUGAUGGUGGGCGACCGCUUAGAGACUGACAUCGUUUUUGGUGUUAACUGUGGCCUUUCUACUGUGCUCACACUAACGGGCGUCUCAACCUUCGAGCAAGCGCAGGUUUACAAGGACAGUGAUGAGCCUGAGAAGAAGGACUUUGUGCCUGAUUAUGUGGUGGAGAGCAUCGCAGAUUUCUUGGAGGCUUUGGAGGAGUAGGAAAGAAAAGACAGGAGUGCUUCUGAACUCCGUAUUAAACCCCAGAGCGCACAGCUUUUGCCUGGUACCCAAAACAGUUAUUACUGUAUGUUCAGUGCUGUUGUUCAUGGUGUACAAUUAUACGUACGUGUCAUCAUAGCUGGAGUUCUCAGUUUAUCAUCGCUGUAUUUGAUGACAUGGGGGCCAUGUGGUUAAAGUACUUGAAUGAAUAAUGUGCACAUUUUGAAAGGAGUAGCUUAGCCAAACAUAAAGGCAAAAAAAUUGUUUCCUUACCCCAGAUGUUGUUGAUCAUGAUUAAUGUUUCCUGGAGUUUGCUUCUUUAUUUUGUGAGGAAAAUGAAACCAUGAAAUAAGAGAAGCUUAGUUUCGGACCUGAUAAAAAUUUUUUCAACUGCUUAUAUCACUAGCAGAUAUAACAUUUAGAUAUUUUCAAUUCUAUGCAUAUACAUGUAAAGGAAGUGAAAGAAACGAGGGGUAGACUGCCACUUCUACAGUCUAGGAUUAAACCUCAACUGUUCACUACACAACUUGAAAAAACCUGGUUGGUUACAUCCAAAUGGAAUUAUAUCAGAUCUAAUAGCAAUAUCAAAAGCACAAGGUUUUUUAAGACCUGCCAGCUCCUGAAGAUUAAUAAUGAGAAUAAUUUAAUCAAAGCCCAAAACCUGUAGCAGAAGAUGUUCAGUCUUUGGAUCAUUGAUCAAACAAGUCCAUUGAUAAAAUUGCCUGUCCUUUAGAAAAUGAUGUUUUUAGAUGAAUGACAUUUUCUCACCAAAUUUUUGUUGUUUGAUUAAUAUUUGUGUCCAACCUUGGAUUUGAUGACUUUUGUUGGAAAUUUCUCUGUCAAAUAUCAAAUAUCCCUAACAAUUAACUAUUCAACUAUUAACUAAACUAAGUCAAACAUACUUCGUUGGAUUUUAUUUCACGUUAACAAAAAGAGCAACAAAAGAAGACAUUGAAGAUUGGCAGGUUUGUUAUGUGUUACUGGAACAUAAAUACUAAUAAAAAUACUUCAACUUUGACAUGAUCUGGCAACCCUUGUUAGAUAUGCACACCUGUAAUUUAUAAAGUGGUGGUGUUUUGAAAAUUAAGUAGACACUUCAGUAUCUAUAGACAGUGUCACUAAAGAACAUUUAUGAGCUGAACUGACUGGACUGCAUUUUCGUUAGUGUUUUACGUUCGUAGGAAACCAACUACCUCAUGUGACUUUUCCUGCUGUGUGUUUCAACCCCUCAAAUUCUUGAUUAUUAAGUAUUGUGCAAAUUAUUUGUAAAGAAUUUCUGAGCCAAACAACGGGUCGGUAAUGACGUAUCUCCAGGUUAAAAAAGAAAGAAAGAAAUAAUCAAAUCAGCUAUAUAUAUAUAUAUAUAUAUAUAUAUAUAUAUAUAUAUAUAUAUAUAUAUAUAUAUAUAUAUAUAUAUAUAUAUAUAAUUUAUUUUUUUCUUUUAAAAAGCAGGCUGAUCGGCUCCAUCUGGGUUCGCGGAAAAGUUUUAGUUUUAUCUAAACUAUCCCUUUCAGUGUUUUCUAGAUAUUCUGUAGACAGUCAUGCAAAAGCACAUCACCCCUGCUGUAAUUAUCCAAAAGCAUGACAAACGUAAUACCAUUUAAUGAAGAUACUCUUUGGGGCGAUGAUGAAACGGCAUGCCACACACGCCCAAAGAAAAAGGAAAUAUCUUUUUGAUAAUAACUUACUAAUUGUGUACGAUAUACCUGGAAUUUUCCUGUGAAAUCUAUGAAAAUGACUGAAAUGUUGAGAAUGUACUGUAGCGAGACUGUUGUGUUGUAUUAUUCCAAGACUGGUUGUGUAGUAAAAUCAUUUAAUCCAACGCUGACAUGAAAUUCUCCAUUCUGAUUGGUCAGUAGGUGUCGAGGGACAGCUCAAAGUUUCUACUGCGUUUCUGUUUCCAUACUAACGACUACAUGAAGUCAUAAAACGAGCCUGUAGUUUGUUUUGUGAAGCGCCAUAUAUGGUAAGUGACGAUAUGGUAACAUUUUAUUUAAGGAGAUCCUUGAUUUAGCAAUUUUGUAAGGAGUCUCCGGUGUCAGUGCUAUGUAAUGGUCAGACGUAAACUUUUGUAGUCUGGCAUAAUCUACCAUGACAACCUGCAUGUUUUUGUUUGUUUUUUGUUUUCACUUAUUACAGGAUGCUGGUGACAGGACGACUUUUCUAGCUGCUAUAACGUAAGGAAUGCCAGGAACUAAUUUGUUUUUAUAUUCGCUAAGUAUGAAAAUUUGUUAGAUUGGCAAAUUGCAUAGGUAAAAGAAAAAUAAAACUCUUCAGCGUGUGCUGUUAUUGCCAUGUUAGUCACUUCAUCCUGUGGUGUUUUAUUCUUUACAUGAUAUCUAAAUAUGCUGUGUAGCAUCUCUGUAGCUUUAGUUGCGGACACAAAAUAAAACAGACUUUUUCUCAUUGUUCUACAUUUUUGUCAUACAAAAUGACCAGUCAAGUUCAAACCUAAAGUGAUUGUCACUUAUGUUGUAUCCCGGGUUUUAUCCAGUGCUCAGUACAUGUUCUGUGUGUGUCUGGGGUUCUACAGUGGUAGCAGCUGUGUAUUCAUGAGCUCUUGUGCCAGUUUAACCAACACGUAACAUGUAACUGGACUUGACAUUUCUCUCAGUGUUGAUUUCUAUUGUUGUAUUCACUUUUCUAGCAGCUCUUCCUGUGUGGUGUGGUGUUUGCCUCGUCGCAUUCGACAUGUUCUCUGAAAGUUAUUCUAGAGCCUUCUAAAGCUGCCGUUUGGAAUUUAAUUAUUAGUGUAACUUAAGUGUUAACGUUCUCUCUCUCUCUUUUUUUUUUAUAUCAACCUACAUGUAAAUUUCCUAUAGAUUUGUGUCAUUUUUUAGAAUCAUAAUCUUACAGCUUUUCAUGAAAAGUGACCUUUGAUAAAAUAGCCUCGUAUUUAAUUUUUAAAGAACUCUUACAUCCAGUUUGAUAAUGUUUUAUUUUCAUGUUAACCUACAUUAUAAACCUAUUGAAUGUUUAGGUUUUGGCAUCAGUAAUGAGUGGAUGAAGUGGCUAUGAAAUACCUGUAUUGCUGUUUAUUAUAUUCUAAUAAUUAGUGAUCAGUGUUUGGUUCUUAACUGGACUUGUGUGACUAAUCUAGAGCUUGCGUGACUGUGUCCAAAUGUCUUUAGCUACACUUGGCAUUCUGUACCUGACUGAAUAUAAUUUUUUAAAUAAAUACUGUAUAAAGUAAUGAAUUUAUUUAUUGCCAAACACUGCUGUCAGAAUAAUGUAUACAUGCUGUGACCUGGUUUGGCAUUUCUGCUAGUACAUGUGUGUGGUGGUUAUAAUUGCCUUUCCUAAUAAAACAGUUCCCUGAUAUUGAAA
Molecule: messenger RNA, 4466 nt
Organism: Tachysurus fulvidraco (yellow catfish)
Lineage: Eukaryota; Metazoa; Chordata; Actinopteri; Siluriformes; Bagridae
Product: pyridoxal (pyridoxine, vitamin B6) phosphatase
Exons: 2
Coding region: 231-1139 (302 amino acids)
Cellular component (GO): cytoplasm
Molecular function (GO): phosphatase activity
Source: RefSeq, a predicted model, not a curated record